Messenger RNA from Salvelinus fontinalis (brook trout), 2633 nucleotides. Its product is annotated as myosin light polypeptide 6-like. Lineage: Eukaryota; Metazoa; Chordata; Actinopteri; Salmoniformes; Salmonidae. Gene Ontology annotation, cellular component: myosin II complex. Bases 386 to 1021 code for a protein of 211 amino acids. The record is from RefSeq and is a predicted model, not a curated record. The transcript is spliced from 6 exons. Gene Ontology annotation, molecular function: structural constituent of muscle; calcium ion binding.
ACUCUCCCUCUCAUCUCCACUCCUACGCCUCAGCUUCAGCCUCACUCACAUGUUCUUCUCUUCUAUACAACCAGGAUCUCUCCAUAUUUCUCUCUUUCCAUCGCUCUCUCUUACACUCUUGCUCUCUCUCUCUCUAUAGCUCUCUUUCUCUCUCUGUCUCCAUCUCUCUCGACUGUCUCCCUAACUCUAUUGAUCACCCUCCCUCUCUCUCCCUCUCUCUCUCCCUCCCUCUCUCUCUCUCCCUCUCUCUCUCUCUCUCUUUCUCUCUCUUGCUUUCUCUCUCUCUCUCUCUGUGCAUCCACUCUUCUCAGCAUCCAUAUUAGUAACCACCAGAGUAAAAAAGUAGAGAGAGGAAGAUAGAUGAGCACUGUUCCGGACUCCAGCAAUGGCCCCUAAAAGAGAACCGUCCAUUAAGAAGUCUCCAUCGCCUGUGGCCCAGCAGCCCAGACUGGGGCCUCCUUUCCCCUGCCUGCCCUCAGCUAACCCUGCCCAGCCAAGGUCUGCUCCAGAACAAAGACCCAGGAUGCUGCGACCCUCUGACUCUCCAUUUGACCCCAGCACCAUGGAGUCUGACUUCUCAGAAGAUCAAAUCAUGGAGUUUAAGGAGGCCUUCCUCCUCUUCGACAGAACCGGUGAUGGAAAGAUCAGCUACAGUCAGUGUGGCGAUGUCAUGAGGGCAUUGGGACAGAAUCCUGUCAACUCUGAGGUCCUCAAGGUCCUGGGCAACCCCAAGGCUGAAGAGAUGAACCACAAGAUGCUUGACUUUGAGCAGUUCCUGCCCAUGCUGCAGGCCAUCGCUAAGAAUAAGGACCAGGGCUCCUUUGAGGAUUUUGUUGAGGGACUACGUGUCUUCGAUAAGGAGGGCAACGGAACUGUAAUGGGGGCAGAGUUACGGCACGUCCUCACCACACUAGGGGAGAAGAUGACGGAGGAGGAGGUAGAGACACUUCUUACUGGACAUGAGGACGCUAAUGGCUGUAUCAACUAUGAAGCCUUUGUUCGUCACAUCAUGUCAGGCUGAGAGCCGGAACGGGUCAAGCUGCAGAGGGUUUUAACAGUGCUCUACCUAGGCUGUCCUGCUUAGUCUUCUAAACUACCCGCUAGAACAUAGAACACACUGCUAAACUACCCGCUAGAACAUAGAACACACUGCUAAACUACCCGCUAGAACGUAGAACACACUGCUAAACUACCCGCUAGAACAUAGAACACACUGCUAAACUACCCGUUAGAACAUAGAACACACUGCUAAACUACCCGCUAGAACAUAGAACACACUGCUAAACUACCCGCUAGAACGUAGAACACACUGCUAAACUACCCGCUAGAACAUAGAACACACUGCUAAACUACCCGCUAGAACAUAGAGCACACUGCUAAACUACCCGCUAGAACGUAGAACACACUGCUAAACUACCCGCUAGAACAUAGAACACACUGCUAAACUACCCGUUAGAACAUAGAACACACUGCUAAACUACCCGUUAGAACAUAGAACACACUGCUAAACUACCCGUUAGAACAUAGAACACACUGCUAAACUACCCGUUAGAACAUAGAACACACUGCUAAACUACCCGCUAGAACGUAGAACACACUGCUAAACUACCCGCUAGAACAUAGAACACACUGCUAAACUACCCGCUAGAACAUAGAACACACUGCUAAACUACCCGCUAGAACAUAGAACACACUGCUAAACUACCCGCUAGAACAUAGAACACACUGCUAAACUACCCGCUAGAACAUAGAACGUGCUAGCUCUUAGAAGUAACCCAACAUCAACUCUGGGUGUAAAUUGUUAGUGUCACAGAUCGUCCUUGAUUUACUGUACCACACAUUGUCUAUUAAUCAAAGUAAGAAUUUCUCUCCUGAUCCAGGGUCUCUUUUGGUAGUAUCAAGCUGUUCAAGUUUUUUUCCCAAAUAUAAAAGCUCUUGCAGUGGGAAAGCCUGGUGAGAGCGAUGUUGUGUGGUCUCAACUGGAGGUUUUGACUCAUGGUGGACUGAGACUGCACACGCUUUUUCAGUUCUGCCCACAAAUUUUCUAUGGGAUUGAGGUCAGGACUUUGUGAUGGCCACUCCAAUACCUUGACUUUGUUAUUUUGUUAGUUUGUUAACAAGAUUUGUGGAGUGGUUGAAAAACGAGUUUUAAUGACUCCAACCUAAGUGUAUGUAAACUUCCGACUUCAACUGUACAUGCUGAGCAGGAGUGUUUGUUUUACUCGGUGUUCAGAGCUUGCUAGAUAAUGGUAAUGUGAUGUGACCACCUUUGCGGGACCAAAAUAGGCCUUGGUUUACCGUGGAGUUUUUAUGUGAAAGCCCCAUUUCAUACUUUACACAUUAUGUAGUUACAUAAUUUUAUAAUUUUGCUCAUUUGGACCAUGUUUCCCAUAGUAGACCAGUCACUCAUGUUAACCACAGAAUUACAGUGAAGCUGUAGCUAAGAUCUCCCUGUACUUUAGCUCCCCCAAUCUGUCUACCCCUGAUCUGUGUCUUGCCUGACGACUCAUUUAGAAUUUAAUUCUGCUGCUCUAUCGAUCGCUCCACACAUUGUCUGAAACUGUCAUCCUAGAAGUUGUCUGUGCUGAUGUCAAAAUGAGGGCUGUCAUAUCUCUCCCCCUCAUCUCUCUCCG